Arabidopsis thaliana (thale cress) is the source of this 587-nucleotide messenger RNA. RefSeq lists its product as uncharacterized. NCBI's taxonomy places the organism in Eukaryota, Viridiplantae, Streptophyta, Magnoliopsida, Brassicales, Brassicaceae. The record is from RefSeq and is marked reviewed. The coding region runs from base 68 to 469 and encodes 133 amino acids. The transcript is spliced from 4 exons.
ACAAAAAGGAAAGGAAAGUUUCCGACGUCGGUUUCUUAACAUUCUCAAAGUUGCCGACGGAGAAGCCAUGGCGACGACGAGGACAAACGAGGAAAUUGACAGAGAAGCAGAGGAGAAUCGAAAAGAAGCUCUAUUAGCUUCAACACUAUCUCUUCAACCCAAUUUUAAUCGAUCCAACCUCACCCAGAAACAAAUUUCCAAAUUACAGGAGCUACACAAGAGACGUAUGCAAAUAAAAGCUAAUGCAAAGAUUCAUAAGAAGAAACCUAAAGCGAGCAAGAAUUCUCAGAGUAAAGCGAUCGAAGAUGGCGAAAGCUCUAAAAAGUUGAAAGAACCAACUUCUUCUUCUUCUUCUACCUUAGAAGAACAGAAUCAUAACAAGACAGUAGUCACAGUACCGAAGAAGCCACAAAAACUGUUUUGGGGGCUAGAUACCAGGGAGAGGUGGGAAAGGAAAGCCAACAUGUAGUGGUCAUGAAAAGAUUUCUCGUUAUUGAUAACGUCGUCCAUUGUACAAUUUAAGAGUAGCAGAUUAGAGAAAGACUCACAAACUAAAUGAUGAAACAAACUGGUUUUUGUUCUGCUGA